Messenger RNA from Durotheca rogersii, 3435 nucleotides. Its product is annotated as fungal-specific transcription factor domain-containing protein. The record is from RefSeq and is a predicted model, not a curated record. Gene Ontology annotation, molecular function: zinc ion binding; DNA-binding transcription factor activity, RNA polymerase II-specific. Lineage: Eukaryota; Fungi; Ascomycota; Sordariomycetes; Xylariales; Xylariaceae. The transcript has 2 exons. The coding region runs from base 618 to 3182 and encodes 854 amino acids. Gene Ontology annotation, biological process: regulation of DNA-templated transcription.
CAAAAAAAAAACUCCCUAGGCCGGGGAUCUACCCUUGUCUCUCUGCUCUGCUGCGGUUUUGCCUCUUCGACUGCUACCUGUACAUACUAUCGCGUACCCUUGACUUGGUGUAGGCUAUGGUGAGAAGGGGGGGAAGAAGUCUUGCAUCUACUACCUCUUACACAGCUAUGUGGUGUAUGUACCUUGCUUCGUACUGCACAGGGGAGUGGGGUGUGCGACUGGGUGAGAGAGAGAGGCCCCUGUCCGGUGGUGAGCGGUAGUGGGCGUGUGUAUAUGUGUGUAGGUGUGUAUGUGGGUUGUCUCUCUGUGUGUUCAUUCAUAUAGAGGAGCAUAUCUCGACUUAUAUCUGGUCGUCCCAUUCGUUCCACCCCCGUCAACCCCGUUCUGCCUUUUCUCCUCAUGCAGUGCUAAUAAACGUCUUGCUUGGGCGAGCUAUCUUUUCCAUAUUAACAUCUAUUUACCCACGCCAGUCACCGUCCUCCUCCUUGAUAGACGGGAGGUUCUACACGGCUUCGAGACCAGAGUCGAGACUGUUGCUGUCCCGCCGGGUUCCCUCAUGCGUCACUGCUCCUAGACAUCACAUUGUACCAUUCUUUCGCCCUUGUGCAUAUCCUAACAUGACAGUCUCGCUUCCCCCGCAGCCCAAUGCGUCCAAGGACGCGCAGGCCGCCCGUAAGCGGAGGAGACGGGCCCCCGCCGGAGGGGCAGCCGAUGACUGCUUCACCUGCAUCAAGAGGAGUACGAAGUGCGACAGGCGGCGCCCGUACUGCUCGCAGUGUCUCGAGAUAGGGAACGAAUGCUCCGGCUACAAGACUCAACUGACUUGGGGGGUGGGUGUGGCGAGUCGAGGCAAGCUCCGAGGACUUUCGCUGCCUAUAGCCAAGGCACCUCCCGUCGCGCCUGUCGGGAAGAAGUCGGCGAGCCGGGCGCGAGCGAGCUCCGCCGCGACGUCGACGCAGUGGAACAACAUGGAAGAAGGGCCGCGCAAAGUUCGCCGGGACAAUGUUACCAGUAUUAGCGGGGAUCACGGGGUCAUCCUCCCCCCUACGACGUACGCAGCCUACCCAGAAUACCCGCGGUUUUCGCAAGCCGAAUCGAUACCCACGACCUCGCAGAGGGCGUGGAGCAACCUCCCAGCGUACGCCGGCAACAUGAGCGCCCACGACGCGUCGAGAUACGGCAAGAUUCAUCAUAAUUCGAUGAACCACUUCCCGCUCAUGGGCGAAUCGCUAUCCUCGUCGGUGGAUUCGCUGAGCGACGUCGACUACACGUUAUCGCCCGGCAUGGGACACUCCUAUCCCCGCGAGGAGAUCUCAUUCGUGCACAGCCCCAACGUCAUCUACGAGAACUACACGACCCAGAGCUCUCCCGUCCCCCAGAGCCCCGUCUCCGCGAUCAUGAUCGAUCAGCGGGCGCCGACUUCGUGCCCUAGCCUGGCAUACACGCCCUCGGAGCCGAGCUCGAGCCUCAGCUCGCAUCCCGAAUCGUUUGAACCGCGGAUGGGCCAUGGACUGGUCGGAGACAGUGAUACUCUGAGCGUACCUGAGAUGGAGCCUUACGCAACAAGCGCACAUCCCGCAGGCGGACCCUUCUGGCUCUCUCCAAAUCCAAAGGAUGAUGAUGUGAUGGCUCGCGCCGCGGAGCCCACGGCGGCUGGCCUGGCUCCGCCCUUCGAGAGCCAGCCGAUCCAGGUUAGCCCUGAUCUCAUGGCUAAGAUGGAGUUCUUCAUGGACUACUACGAGAACAUCAUGUGCCCGUCUAUGGUUCUCACGGAUGGGCCGAACAAUCCGUAUCGGAGCCACAUCUUGCAGCUGGCAUCGGGAAGCCGAAGCCUACAGCACGCUAUCUGUGCCCUGUCCGCGUGCAAUCUGAGGAUGAAGAGGAGGCUAAGUCUGGGUCAACAUGCUAGGGACUCGGAAAUCAACGGCUCUGAGCGACUCGCCGACGUGCAAUCGGAUCGCCAUUCGCUCUCCGAAGAACACCAGCACCGCAACUUGGCCGUUCACCUCCUCAACCAGCAACUCAACGACCCUUCAAAAUCCUGCCAUGAUUCCGUCCUAGCCACCAUCCUCCUCCUCUGCCACUACCGGAUGGUCGAAUCCGGAGUAGCCAAGUUCCAAACCCAAUUCGCCGGCGUCAAGAAGAUACUAAGCAUGCGGGGUUCCGCUCCCUACCAAGGGGCGAGCGACUCCUCGUGGAUGGAAGCCAUCUUCACCUACUUCGACUCGAUAUCGGCCAGCAUCAACGACCGGGAAGCCCAGCUCGACCACGCCUUCUACGGGCUCCCCUCCGACGCGAACCUGCUACCGCCGGGAAUCGAGAAUCUGGUGGGGUGCGAUAGGGAGCUCUUCAAGACCAUCAGUAAGCUCGGUCGUCUCAACCUCCUAUCGCAGAGUCGCCGGGUGCAGAACAGCCUGGCGGGGUCGCCGGGUCACGUACGGACCCCGAGCGCCGCAUCUCCACUGGGCUCUCCGCUGGGCCGCACUUUCAAGCAGGCCGGCACGCCUAUAGGUGACUUCUUCAGCGUCAACCACCACCGGUACGACAGCAACGGCUUCGCCGUGCAGCUCGACGAGGAAGAUAUACUAUCAGCUGGGCUCUGCUCGCCAUCGCCGUCGCAAUACGACGACCACCACUCGGGCUUCUGGCGCGAAUGGAAAGAGGCGCGCGCGGCGCUACAGAGCUGGGAGUUCGACGCGCAACGAGUGGCGGCGUCGCUGCCGAGCCAGGCGACGGCGAGCCAGGUGCGCGACCUACACUCGCUGUCAGAGGCGUUCCGGUACGCGGCGCUUCUGUACACGGAGCGGCUCGCGUCGCCCGGGAUGCCGUCGAGCCACAACAAGUUCCGCAACCUCGUUAGCCAGGUAGUAUACUACGCGACGUCGCUCGAGGCGGGCAGCAGCGCCGACAAGUUUCUGCUGUGGCCGCUGUUCGUCGCGGGCAGCGAGUGCGUCAAUGAGCUACAGCAGAAUAUCGUCCGCAACAAAUGCCGCGAGAUCAUGUCGCGCAGCGGCUACAUGAACAACCUCGCUGCCAUCGAAGUCCUCGAGCGCCUCUGGGCCGGCGAGUACUACGAGCCACCCGCAACGCCCAGCGGCAAGCUCAGCGCCCGCCGCGGCUCCUUCAACUGGACCAAGUGCAUCGGCGGUCCCGGCGUCGAGGUCGAAUGGAUCAUGUUCUGAUUUUACUUCUACUGUCAUCACCACCAGCACCACCAAUACUACUACCGCCACCGCCACCACCGCUACUACUACUAGGCACCUUAACGCAUACUCACAUACUCACAUACAUAUCCACCUACUCUACGGAAUCGUGUGAUGGAAUUGGACUAUACACAAACUUUGGAGGAAUUGGCACCCCCUUCCCUCUCAAAGCAGACGGUGCUUCUGUGUUUGAUUUAGCUGUUUCUUCCGCUCAUGCUACCGCGUGUUUUUU